UUGGCCUUGUUUUUGGUUAUGUUUCUAUUUCUAUUUAAACAAACAUUGUAAACAAGCGAAUAAAAGUAUUCGCAAAAUAUGGGUUUGACAAAAGAUUAUCUACGUUAUAUACCAUCGGGAACGUUUAAUAUUAUCUCUAGCUCAAAUUGUAAUGCAAUUUUCGUAACACUAGAAGGUCAAAUUGGGAGAUUUAUCGCGGUGGGUGCCUGCGAACAUAUCGUAAUAUGGGAUUUACGGCUCGGUGAGAAGGCUCAAACCUUGCCUGGAGAAAAGUCGGUUGUUACACGGAUUUGUGCCAGUCCAAAUAACAGGCAUUUAGCUGCUGGGUAUUCUGAUGGGAAUGUACUAGUUUACGAUUUGAAAUCUGCAGAUGUAAUUAGUAUUUUUUCUGGACAUCGUUCUGAUAUUACAGCUUUAGCUUAUGACAGUUUUGGGCAUAAAGUUGUUUCGGGAUCUAAGGAUACCGAUGUAAUAUUAUGGGAUACUGUCGCCGAGACGGGUUUGUGCCGCUUUUCAGGCCACAAGGGUCCAAUCACUGAAUUGGCUUUUCUCUCUGAGCACAAUGUGCUAGUGUCCAGCUCCAGGGAUCGAUUUGUAAAAUUUUGGGAUCUAGAUACCCAGCACUGUUUCAAAACUUUAACAGGGCAUCAAACAGAGGUGUGGGGCUUUUGUCUCUUGAAAAAUGAUAAAUAUUUAGUAACAGGAUGUGAAGAUGCUGAGCUCAGGGUGUGGAAAUUAACGACACGCGAUGCUGACGUGGAAAACAAAAACCCCAUUGAACACAUGGCAAAUAUGUUAGAGUUGGCAAGUUUAGAAGAUGACGGCGAUGAUAAUUUGCAUCCCCUUCAAUGUUUUAAAGUCGGCACUUUGCUAAGGAACGGCAAGGGCCGAGUCGUGUCCCUCGCGAGGGAUCCGACCGGUCAAGUCUUGGCGUGCCAAGGCAAAGACUCUCACGUCGAGUUGUUUUACUUUUGCUCGGACGACGAAACCCAAACGCGAUUUAAAAAGAGGUUAAAGAAGGAGAAGUCGAGAAAAAAAGAGGACGAUCAAAACGAGAAAAGUGAAAACCCGCAAGUCACCUUGAAGGACGAGGUGAGGAGAUUAUCGCAGGUGAAAACGGAAGGUAAACCGAAAGCGUUGGAUUUGGUUUUGGGUAACGGGGGCGAGCUCAGGGUGGCGGUGAAUUUUGCUGACAACUGCGUAAGGUUGUUCACCAUAGAGACCGCGCUGAAGCAUGCGGAAUCAAAAUGUCUACGCGGUAUUAUUAGGCCGGGGCAUCAUACGGAGGUGCGCAGGGUCGCGUUCAGCCAUGACAACUCAGCCAUAGUCUCCGGGGGCGGGGACUCGGUAAAAAUUUGGAACAGACCAUCUCAAGUUUGCUUGCGAACUGUGAAAACGGGGAACGUGUCGUGCGUCGCAUUCGUUCACAGUGACAGACACGUUCUAGCAGGAUUAAAGGACGGUAGUUUGUUGAUAAUCGACAUUGAGGUGGCCGAUAUUCUGGAAGCAAUUCCCGCUCACGACGGCGCGUUGAACACAAUCUGUCUUUUACCCAACAGUAGCGGCUGCGCGACCGGUGGUGACGAUAAGACCGUGAAAUUCUGGCAGUAUGAGCUGGUGGUCGACUCGAGAAGCGAGUCAAAGGUUAAAGUGUUGUCUCUAUUGCACACGCGAACACUUAGCCUCGACGACAAAGUAUUGUGCGUAAAGAUGUCGCCCAACGGCAAAUUCGUAGCCGCCGCUCUGCUCGAUACUACCGUGAAAAUAUUUUUUGCCGAUACGUUUAAGUUUUAUUUGUCGCUGUACGGACAUAAGCUGCCCGUUUACUGCAUGGACAUAUCGAGCGACUCGUCGUUGAUAGCGACCGGCUCGGGCGAUCGGAACGUGAAAAUCUGGGGAUUGGAUUUCGGGGACUGUCACAAAAGUAUUUUCGCUCAUGAUGACACCGUCACCGGCCUGGGGUUCGUUCCAAACACCCAUUACUUUUUCACGUGUGGCAAAGACGGCAAAGUGAAGCAGUGGGACGGCGAUAAGUACCACAAAAUUAUCACUUUGCAGGGCCAUGCCGGCGAAGCGUAUUCGCUCAGCGUCAGUUUCGACGGACGCUACCUGGUCUCUUGCGGUUCCGACCGGGUCCUGCGACUGUUCGAACGAUCCCAGCAGCUCGUCGUACUGCAGGACGAAGAAGAGGAGGAACGGGAACAGCAGGAGGGUUUGGCGACCGGAGAACAAACCGUCGUCCCCGGUCAGCCGGGUCUCAGUCUGCCUUCCAAGAAAACGAUCGGUAGCGAGAAAGCCGCCGAAAGCAUUCUGGAAUGUCUGGAGGUGAGCGAGAAAUAUCGGGAACAGUUGGCGGAACACCAGGCGCUGCAGGCCGCGUCCGCACAGCCCAUAACGGCCCCCGCGCCGCCGCUGCUCAUGCAAGCCUUGAACGUCUCCUCUCCCGGCGAAUUCCUUUUGGAAACGUUGAAAAGAAUACGGGCGAGCGACUUGGAAGAAGCGUUGCUGAUCCUGCCGUUCGGGUCGGUGUGCGUCCUGCUGGAACAGCUGCCGGAGUUGAUCGCUCGGGGCGAUUGUAUCGAGUUGACUUGCAAGGUCGCCACCUUUCUGUUGAAGCUUCACAACGCGCCCAUCGUCGCCAAUCAGCUCCUGCUUCCCACGUUGGAGAAGCUGCAGAAGCUCAUGUCGCAGAGGGUCUCUGAACUGAGGGACUUGGUGGGUUACAAUUAUUACGGGCUCCAAUUUCUACAAGGGCAAAUCGAAGCAGCGGAGGGUGUGCAACUUUUCAGGGACGCGACGUUGGAAAAGGGGAAAGGAGAAAGAAAGAGGAAAAAGAGAGAGAAAUUGAAGAGGUCCAUAUUGACGCUCAGCACGUAGGCUACCUCAUUUUUCCAGCAAUUAAAUAUUUUUA
Messenger RNA from Cylas formicarius (sweet potato weevil), 2911 nucleotides. Its product is annotated as WD repeat-containing protein 3. Gene Ontology annotation, cellular component: small-subunit processome; Pwp2p-containing subcomplex of 90S preribosome. Gene Ontology annotation, molecular function: protein binding; snoRNA binding. Bases 79 to 2877 code for a protein of 932 amino acids. Gene Ontology annotation, biological process: maturation of SSU-rRNA. The transcript is spliced from 12 exons. NCBI's taxonomy places the organism in Eukaryota, Metazoa, Arthropoda, Insecta, Coleoptera, Brentidae. The record is from RefSeq and is a predicted model, not a curated record.